Molecule: messenger RNA, 387 nt
Organism: Meira miltonrushii
Lineage: Eukaryota; Fungi; Basidiomycota; Exobasidiomycetes; Exobasidiales; Brachybasidiaceae
Exons: 1
Coding region: 47-337 (96 amino acids)
Source: RefSeq, a predicted model, not a curated record
CACAACUCUUCAAAUGAACCGUUGAUCUGAAAACCGAAACAUCAACAUGAAGCAAGCUCUUUUCGUUGCAUCCACUGGCAUGUUGGUCUUACUUGCCAACAUGCCCUCAACACUCUCUUCAGAUGAUUGUGGCAAGGGUGGAUUUAUUUCGUGUGAAAUCGCAUGUCCAUCACCUGGUCCAGGAUGUGAAUCUUUAGGCUAUGACACUAGCAUUUCUAUUUGUGGCUGCAAGUGCAAUCGUUGUAGUGAUGGACUUUAUUACUCAGCUUGGAGUCCAGUCCCUUUAACGGAAGAAGAACGAAAGGAGUGUCCCGAUGUCAAAUAUCCAUGCAAUUAAUUGCAUGUUGUAAAUCUCAGGAGCAUCAAAGGCUCCUCAAUUUUUCGCUG